GGGUGUUUUUCCCCCAGCCGAGAUCGGGCAGCAGCGUCCGCCAUGCAGAGGCCGGGCGGCUCCCGCGUGUGCAUCGUGUGCGGGGAAGGCGGGCGGGGCGGCGCCAAGUACCGCUGCCCGGGCUGCCGGGAGAGAUAUUGUUCAGUGUCCUGCUGCAAGAAACAUAAAGAACAAUGUGCCCCCAAAGCAGAGCCGCGUCCGCAGCCUUCAAGUCAAGAAAACUUCCCAGAGGAUGGCAUCAUGAACAGUGAAGGGACGUUCUGGUCAGUGGAUGACAUUUUGACAGAAGAUGAUGAGGACGAUAAGGUGCCCCUGCAGAACCUUCGGCUCUUGGGAGAAUCUGAAGAACUCAAAGGCCUCCUCCUCAACCCCCACCUUGGCCAGCUGCUUCUCACUGUCGACCAGGCCAAAGACAAGAGUGCCGUCCUGAAGACAUACAUGCAGGAGCCCCUCUUUGUGGAGUUUGCAGACUGUUGCCUGAGGAUUGUCGAGCCUCCCGAGAAGGAGAACGAAUGCCCAGAGUGAUUUUUUGUCUGUUUGUGCGGAGCAGGUCCGUUUUAUAACCCUGACAGCUUUCCGUAACCUCUGGAAAUGUUUCCUGGCCAACCACGAGCGAACAGCUGAGAAAGAAAGACAUUGCAUUAAGGGAGUAUAA
Messenger RNA from Lacerta agilis (Sand lizard), 655 nucleotides. It is a transcript of the gene ZNHIT3, whose product is annotated as zinc finger HIT-type containing 3. Gene Ontology annotation, biological process: snoRNA localization; box C/D snoRNP assembly; maturation of LSU-rRNA from tricistronic rRNA transcript (SSU-rRNA, 5.8S rRNA, LSU-rRNA). Gene Ontology annotation, cellular component: nucleus; pre-snoRNP complex. The coding region runs from base 43 to 525 and encodes 160 amino acids. Gene Ontology annotation, molecular function: protein binding. Lineage: Eukaryota; Metazoa; Chordata; Lepidosauria; Squamata; Lacertidae. The record is from RefSeq and is a predicted model, not a curated record. The transcript has 6 exons.